Messenger RNA from Lolium rigidum, 1666 nucleotides. RefSeq lists its product as uncharacterized. Bases 378 to 1202 code for a protein of 274 amino acids. The record is from RefSeq and is a predicted model, not a curated record. Lineage: Eukaryota; Viridiplantae; Streptophyta; Magnoliopsida; Poales; Poaceae. The transcript is spliced from 5 exons.
CCUCUCCCUCCCACCGGCUGGUGAUCUCCAGCUCGAGGGUUUCUCCCUCUGCCAUCUCCUCUCCGACCUCGCUUUCAAGCCCUCCGACGAGAUCCGGCUCCUUCCCUCCACCUGCUCCCGGCCUGCCCCCAAGCCGGCCCAUCCCCGCAGACCAUCUACCUUCGCGCGGGGGCACGGACGGCUACGGCAGCGGCUUCGAGUAGUACAGGAGCUGGUGGGCAGAUAAGCACUGACUUGUAAGCAGAGGCUGUUGAGGGUUCUGUAUGGAUUGAAUAGGAUCAUUUGCAAGCAGGUAAAACAGAAAUUUCUCCAGUUGGUUCAAGAUUUUUGUUUGUCUAGUAGUUUGCGGCCCCCUCCUUAUCUGGCAAACUCUAUCAAUGUCUCCCAUACGAUCAUAUGCCAAGCGUCAAGAGAAGGAUAUGGCAGAAGCCAUAAACAAGAUGUUCUGUCCUUUAACCCCCAGGCGUAAGAACUUGCAUUUUGAUACAGUUUCCAAGCGUACCAACUUCCCAUGCCCUCCUCUUGCGGCGCCAGACGAGUCACCAAGUGCCAUUGAGACAUGCCGCACAAAUAUCACAUGGUGGGAAUCUGUUCUGAAUUGGUUGCAGUAUAAGGACAGUAUGAUUGAUGAGUCUUUGGGCAAGGAUUCAGAGGACUUGAUCGUGUUAUCCAGUGGGCCAGAAAGGAUGACACUGAGUGGUGGUUCUGUAUAUAAGCAUUCAGAAGCACGCGACAUUAUACCAAGGCAGAAAAUGCGUAUGCCUGAUGGUCCUCCACCAUCUAAUGGAGAAGAAAUUCAAGGACUUUGGAAACUAUUUAGAGAUGAGCAACAGGAAACAAAAACUUGCAGCUUGAACAGAACAUUCUAUGGUCCCAAUUGUCUUCCUGACAUAAAAAACCCAUCUUCGAAAGAUAUGAUCACUAUCAAAGAGUUCUUCUCCUCCCACCAGAAAUCUAUGGUCAAGCACUUAGACCAUCUGAUAUACCUAAAGGAUAUCAUACGGAAUCAUCUGAUUCCUCAAGUCCGCUCUAAAAUCAGGGAGCUAAUAAAGGAAUUGAAAUUAUUACAAAAUCCUGACUUGAAGAUGCUUGAGUUGCUUUACUUGAGUGAUAUGGAUCCCGAUGAAGAACCAAUUGACUACUUAGCUCCUGAAACAGAGGAAGAUUAUCCUGAACAGUCUGAUGCGGAGGAUGAAGAUUGAUGGGAAAGCUUAGCCUGGGAGGUUCAUAGAAACGGUGGCUAUGGAGACCAUAGGUUCAGGAUUAUAGUUCUUAACAGUCAGUAAAAAAGGAAGGAUUUUUGUGGCUAUGAAGACCAUAGGUUCAGGAUUAUAGUUCUUAACAGUCAGUGAAAAAGGAAGGCUUUUGUUAUGCCACGCCAUGAAGACCAUCAGCUGCAUCUCUUAAAUGUAAUUCCUGCUGCACUGUGUCGAUAAGGUGAAGCAUUUACUAGAAUGGAAGGCCUAAGUUGUACAUUGACGCCUGAUAACUCAGCAGUGUUGCUUGUUGGUCCAAUCAUAGUUUUUUCUUUGGACUAGUUGCAUCUCUUAGUGUUGUUCCAGCUUUACUUGUGCCAAUAUAGUUGAACUAUGUUACUGGAAUCUGAGGCUAAAUUUGUACAUUGAUGUUUGGUCAAUGGUUGGCAACUCUACACAAUUCUGCUUUG